Coffea eugenioides is the source of this 2417-nucleotide messenger RNA. Its product is annotated as putative pentatricopeptide repeat-containing protein At3g49142. Gene Ontology annotation, biological process: RNA modification. The transcript is spliced from 2 exons. The record is from RefSeq and is a predicted model, not a curated record. Gene Ontology annotation, molecular function: protein binding; RNA binding; zinc ion binding. Lineage: Eukaryota; Viridiplantae; Streptophyta; Magnoliopsida; Gentianales; Rubiaceae. The coding region runs from base 1 to 2013 and encodes 670 amino acids.
AUGAAAUCCAUUCCCCUUCAUGUUUCCCGCCAGUUUUCAACUGCCUGUCAAAAAGCACUACUCCUGCCCACUGCCACGGUCCCUUCGGAGGCCGCUUCUUACAGUCAAGUCUUAGACAAAUGGCCAGAUAUCAGAACCUUGAAAAAAAUCCACUCCAGGAUCAUCUUACAUCUGAACCUCAGCUCCUGCAUUUCCUUUGGCAUCAAGUUGAUGCGGGCCUAUGCUGCUCGUGGCCAAACCAGUAUUACCCGCCAGAUAUUCGAUAGAAUUCCCGAGAGAAAUGUCGUGAUUUUUAAUGUUAUGAUUAGAAGCUACGUCAACAACCAUCUUUAUCAUGAUGCUCUCUUCAUGUUUAAGAGCAUGAAUUCGAGUAACACGAACCCUGAUUAUUAUACAUUCCCCUGCAUUCUAAAAGCUUGCUCUGCCUCUAUGGAUCUGCGGGUUGGCUUGCAAGUUCAUACCCAAGUUUUGAAGAUGAAUCUUGAUGGAAAUUUAUAUGUCGGGAAUGGUUUAAUAGCCAUGUAUGGGAAAUGUGGGAGUUUGACGGGUGCUCGUUCUGUCCUAGACGAGAUGCCCAGGAGGGAUGUUGUCUCUUGGAACUCAAUGGUCGUUGGGUAUGCACAAAAUGGAGCGUUUAAUGAUGCUUUGGAAGUUUGUAGGGAAAUGCAAACGUUUGGUCUGAACCCUGAUGCUGGCACCCUGGCAAGCCUGCUGCCUGCCGUUACUAAUACGUCUUCCGAGAAUGUUGCGUUUGUCGAGGAUAUGUUCAUGAAGGUUAGAAGAGACGAGUUGGUUCCGUGGAAUGUGAUGAUAGCAAUAUAUGUGAAUAAUUCUAUGCCUAACAAGGCGGUCGAACUUUAUAUGGAGAUGGAAGAGAGCGGGAUAGAACCAGAUGCUAUAACUAUUUCUAGUAUUCUCCCAGCUUGUGGGGAUCUUUCAGCCAUAAUGAUGGGACAGCGAAUUCAUAAAUAUGUCGAGAGGAAGCGAAUUUGGCCUAAUUUGUCUGUUGAGAAUGCCUUAAUUGAUAUGUAUGCCAAGUGUGGAUGUUUACAAGAGGCUAAGGAAGUGUUUGAUAAGAUGCAUUUGAGGGAUGUUGUGUCAUGGACCUCGGUUAUCUCUGCUUAUGGUAAGAGUGGGAAAGGUGCCAAAGUUGUUGCACUGUUCUCAGAAAUGCAGGAGUCAAUUACCCCCGAUGCUAUAGCAUUUGUCUCAAUUCUCUCAGCUUGCAGCCAUGCUGGUUUGUUGGAGGAAGGUCGACAUUUCUAUGAGUUAAUGACAAAAGAAUACAAGAUAGUACCUAGGUUAGAACAUUUCGCAUGCAUGGUUGAUUUGCUAGGACGUGCAGGACGAGUACGUGAGGCUUAUGACUUUAUCAAGCAGAUGCCGUUGGAGCCAAAUGAGACAGUUUGGGGAGCUUUUCUGAGUGCUUGUCACGUUCACAAGGACAUGGAUAUUGCCCUUGAAGCUGCAGAUCAUCUUUUCCAAUUAGCUCCAAAGGUAUCUGGUUAUUAUGUUCUCUUAUCGAACAUAUACGCAAAGUCUGGGAGAUGGAAGGAAGUGGCAUCCAUUAGGUCAAUCAUGAAGUGCAGAGGAAUAAAGAAACUGCCUGGUAUCAGCAAUGUUGAGCUGAAUAAUCAGGUGCACACUUUCCUUGCUGGUGACCAGUCACAUCCCCAAUCAACGGAGAUCUACGAGGAGUUGGAUGCAUUAAUUGGAAAGAUGAAGGAUGCAGGUUAUGUCCCAGAAACAGAGGAUGCCCUUCAUGACGUUGAGGAUGAAGAUAAGGAAAAUCAUCUGGUAGUUCACAGUGAGAAGUUGGCUAUUGUGUUUGCCAUGAUAAACACCAAACCAGGGACCCUGAUUAGGAUUACUAAGAAUCUACGGGUCUGCAGGGACUGCCACAUUGCUGCCAAGCUCAUCUCCAAGAUUACUGAGCGCCAAAUCAUUAUACGGGAUGCAAACCGCUUUCAUCACUUUGAGAAUGGAUUUUGCUCAUGCGGUGAUUAUUGGUGAAUCCACAUAGGUCAGCAAUACAGAAUGGUAUUCUUAUCGUAACAUUUUUGCUCUGAUGUUUCUGUUCGGUCAUUCGUACGAGGGAUUGAUCAAAGGUUUUCGAACCAAAAUUUCUAUUCUGUUGGCGACCUCAGAACCGACGGCGUACUGUUACAUGCCUUGAGUUAAUGUUGGUGGUGCGUGCAGAAUCAGGGUCCUCUUUGAGCUAUGGCCGAGCUUACAUCUAUAUAUGAGGGGCGUGCAGCCAUGUUGAGACUGGAAGACGUAAAGAAUGAUGCAGCCAUAUCUCCAAAUUUGUGGAAGCAGUCAUGAUCCUUGUCCACCUCUGAAGUUAAGCGCUGGUUUGUUAAUUAAAAUUGUUACAAAUAUGUCAAAUGAGUGUUAACACUUGAGAUCAGAUAUCA